AGAGCUGUUCAGUGGCCCCCGGUGGCGCAGUGGGUUAAAGCCUCGUGACUUGAAGGUUGGGCUGCUGACCUGAAGGCUGCCAGGUUCGAAUCCCACCCGGGGAGAGUGCGGAUGAGCUCCCUCUCUCAGCUCCAGCUCCAUGCGGGGACAUGAGAGGAGCCUCCCACAAGGAUGGUAAAAACAUCAAAACAUCCGGGCAAUAUCCCCAGGGCAACGUCCUUGCAGACGGCCAAUUCGCUCACUCCAGAAGCGACUCUGGUUGCUCCUGACACGGAAAAAAAGCAGUGGAAUUCUCUCUCUCUCUCUCUCUCUCUCUCUCUGCCUCGGGCUGUGGUGGAGGCUCCUUCCUUGGAGGCUUUUAAGCAGAGGCUGGAUGGCCAUCUGUCGGGGGCGCUUUGAAUGCGAUAUCCUGCUUCUUGGCAGAAUGGGGUUGGACUGGGUGGCCCGUGAGGUCUCCUCCAACUCUAGGGUCCUGUGAUUGUACAGUAUGAGCAGAGUGGUGCCAAGCUGUGUCAAGGCCUGAUUCUGGGCAGCCGGCCCGCCUGCCACUCAUUGCAGAGCAUAUCCCCCGAUGAGGCCGGGCUGGGUUUUGACCUUGACGAUUGUGCUGCGAUGUCUUUAAAGAUUUCCUGUUGCAUUCAGCGUCAUGUGUCGGUCAGACUGGACCCAGAGCUGGGCCUGAGGCCAGAGACCCUUGGCCAAGACGGGGGGGGGGGGCAGCCACGUCCCCUGCCCCCCCCGCCCCUGUGUGUGCCUUCUCCCCCCCCCCUUUCUGACUACCCAUCUCUGUGGGGAGCCCUGACGCCGCCCCCCCCUCUCUCUCCUGCAGGUCCGGGAAGCGCCCGCCCGACGGUCUCCACCCGCCUGGGGCGCCUGCGGGGGACGCUGCUGAGCGUGGAGGGGGCCCCCGCCCCCGUCAAGGCCUUCCUGGGGGUCCCCUUCGCCAGCCCCCCCCCCCCGGGCGCCCUCCGCUUCGCCCCGCCCGAGCCGCCCCAGCCGUGGGCCCACCUGAGGGAGGCCGCCUCCCAGCCCCCCCUGUGCCUGCAGGACCUGAGCUGGAUGCAGGAGCUGAACCAAGGGCUGAACUUGACGCUGCCCCACCUGCCCCUCUCCGGGGACUGCCUCUACCUCAACGUCUUCACGCCGGACACGGAGGCCACGUUGCCGGUGAGCCGGGAGGGAAGGGGGGCGGCCAGCCUGGCCCCAGUGCCUGGCCGCGAGCCCCGUCCUGUCCACGGAGGGGCCCUGGUGGUGGGCUCCGCCUCCUUCUACGACGCGCGCGGCCUCGCCGCCCUCGAGGGCGUGGUGGUGGUGGUGGUCCUUCAGUACCGGUUGGGGAUCCCGGGCUUCUUCGGCACCGGGUCCAAGGAGGCGCCGGGCAACUGGGGGUUGCUGGACCAGGUGGCAGCCCUCAGGUGGGUCCAGGAGAACAUCAAGGCCUUCGGAGGAGACCCCACUUCGGUGACCACCAUGGGAGAGUCGGCCGGAGCGUUCAGCGUGGGGGUCCAGGUUUUGUCCCCGUUGUCCAGGGGCCUCUUUCACAGAGCCAUCGCAGAGAGCGGAGUCGCCCUCCUGCCCAGCCUCUUUGUGAGGAGCCCCGGAGCCAUGGUCCAGGCUCUGGUGCGCCCGUCUACUUUUACGAAUUCCAGCAUCAAGUGGUACCUGAAUUUCCUACUUGAUAGAUGCAACUAUCUUUUGGGUUGCUUGGGUCAACAACAAGCAGGGGCUAUUUUUUAUUUGAAUUGUCGGGUGCUCACAAGGCCGGCCAGGCUGACCCUGUGCCCUCUGGCCCUCAACAGGGCACGCUCCUCUCCCGUUCCCUCCCCAAUGUGUGGGUUUCCCUCCCUUUGGGGCGCAGGCGGAGUGUGGGGUGUCUCAGGGCCUCUUCCUUCUGCCUUCGCAGGGGAGCACACCGAGGAGGAGAAGCGGCUCAGCAAGACGGUGAUGAGAUACUGGGCCAACUUUGCCCGCAGCGGGUGAGGCUCCCUCUUGGCUCAAGGCUUCCGCUGUGAUGUUGUGGUUCACAAAGUUGCACAAGUUGCACCUGCACGGUCUCUUUGUUCCUCGGGGGAGGCCCUCCUCUCGCUCCCGCCUCCGUCCCAAGCGCGGCCGGUGGGGACGAGAGAGAGAGAGAGAGAGAGAGAGAGAGGGAGAGAGAUUGCAGAGGCUCAGUAAAAGUUCAAAAACAUUUAUUUAGGUAAAAAGAACUCCAUUGUAGAUAGAAAGGCUUGGGAGCUGUCUAGCUCUCUAGGCUAGUUUCUAAGGUAAAUAAGAUAGGUAAAAAUAACAAACAUCUAGAUAGUUACAUCUUGCCUGGAGGGACAGCAAGAUGCUGUUGUUAGCUUGGAAGACAAAGAGGAAGAGAGUGAACCAAAAUGGUUCCAACCUCAUAGUCCAGUUUAUUGGGGCCAUAAAAGAGAUUCUGACCAACGGGAAGUUAGUGUCCCUGAAGAUUCACAUUUCUACUAACUUCAAAGUAAGGGAUGUGACGUACACAGGAUAGAGUGAAACACAGUAAAGCCUGUCUAGGCAUGCUUUGGAAACAGGGAAAGGAUUCCCUCCAUCUAAUCCUGUCAUCUAUCUGACUACAUCUAGACUUGAGUCGUCCAGGGUGACUCCCAACACACCCACUCCCUCACUGUCCAAAGAUUAGUUUCCGUGCUUCUCCAAUUCCUCGUGGUGGGAGUUUUAUGGUCGAUCCUGCAUCACCCGCCCCACACAGACCGUCAGCCCCCUUCCCCUUGUUUGGCCAGCUGCCAGACUUAGGAAGGACGGGGGGGGGGGGGGGUCAGCCCGUCACUCCAUCCUGACCCCCUUUCCUGCUUUGGGGGACUGGGUGACCCGCAUAGCGUCUGCAACUAAUAGACCAUCGGGGUUGUUCCGUGUUGUUGGGGAGCUCCUCCACCCUCCUGAGGGUGAGGGGCACCCGGAGACUUGGCAACUCGGUGCAGCGAGUUUGCGCACGACUUUCCAGACAAAGCCGCUCAGAUUUGCCUUGAGCUGGGCGCUAGCUUAGAUGCAAUGCCAGAAGAGAUAACCGAGGCACCUGUCUGUCCUAUUUUGUGGCAUUUGUUUCAGCUUGUUCACCCGGAUGACGUGGACAAGAUCCUUGGAGCGGUGAGGGCAACCACUUGUGAACGGAUCCUUGCACCUCUUGGCUAAUUAAAUCUGCCAGAGGAGGGUUGGGAGAUUGGUUUGUGUGGAUAAUUAAUUCCUCUCUGGAUCAAGGUAAAUUUCCAUCUGCCCUUAAACAGGCCAUAGACCAAUUCUGAAGAAGGCCUCCCUUGAUUCGACCAUUUUAAGUAACUAUAGACCAAUCUCGAACCUACCCUUUUUGGGGCAAGGUCCUGGAGUGGGUAGUUGCCUUGCAGCUCCUGGGUUUCUUGGAUACCGAUUUUCUGGACCCAUCACAGUGUGGCUUUAGACCUGGUCACAGCUCUGAGACAGCUUUGGUCGCCUUUGUGGAUGACCUCCACAGGGAACUGGACAGGGGGAGUGUGACCCUGCUGGUUCUCUUGGACAUCUCAGCAGCUUUCGAUACCAUCGACCUUGGUAUCAUUCUGGGUCGGCUCUCCAGGAGGGGCCUUGGGGGUUCUGCUCUGCAGUAGCUCCAGUCCUUCCUGGAAGGCCGUUCCCAGUUGGUGAAGCUGGGGGACACCUGCUCGGACCCCUGGCCAUUGACCUGUGGGGUCCCGCAAGGUUCCAUUCUGUCCCUCAUGCUUUUCAACAUGUACAUGAAACCGCUGGGAGAGAUCAUCCGGAGUUGGAGUUUGGUGCCAUCUCUAGGUGAAUGACACCCAACUCUACUACUCCCUUCCACCAAACUCCAAAGAAGCCCCUCAGAUACUGGACCAGUGCUUGGCGGCUGUGAUGGGCUGGAUGAGGGUGAAUAAGCUCAAGCUUAGCCCUGACAAGACAGAAGUCAUCCAGGUCAGUUGUAGGUCUGAUUGGGGUAUUGGGUGGCAGCCUGUGCUUUACAGGGUCACACUCCCCCUGAAGGCGCAGGUCCAGUUUGGGGGGUCCUCCUGGAUUCAGCGCUGGUGCUUGAUGCUCAGGUGCUGGCGGUGGCCGGGAAGGCCUUUGCACAAUUAAAACUUGUGCGCCAGCUGCGACCUUACCUCGUGAAGUCUGAUCUGGCCAUGGUGGUCCCUGCCUUAGUUACCUCUAGACUGGACUAUUGCAAUGCACUCUACGUGGGGCUGCCCUUGAAAACGGCCCAGAAACUUCAACUAGUCUAACGCUCGGCAGCCUUGCUCCUAACUGGAGCUCACUAUAGGGAAAGGUCAACCCUCCUGCUUAAGGAGCUCCACUGGCUGCCGUUCAUUUUCCGGACCCAAUUCAAGGUGCAGGUGAAUACCUACAAAGUCCUGUACUGUUUGGGACCCUCCUACCUUCAGGAUCGCCUCUCCCCCUAUGAACCUGCACGAUCUCUUCAUUUGUCGGGGGAGGCCGUCCUCUCGCUUCCGCUGCCGUCACAAGCGCGGUUGGUGGGGACGAGGGAGAGAGGGGGGGGCUUCUCUGUCGUGGCCCCCAUCCCGGUUAUGGAAUUCUCUGCCUGGGGAGAUCAGGCAAGCCCCCGCCUUGAUGGCAUUUUGGAAGAGCCUGAAAACUUGGCUUUUCACCCAGGCCUUUGGUUAGGAUCACCUUUUUCCAUCACAAUUAUUAUGCUCCUCGACCUUUUGCACUGGUCUCUCUUCUCCUGAUUCCUGAUUGAUUGAUAUUAUCCAGGACUCCUCCCUUCCGUAACGAAUGUGACCUUAAAUGACUCUAUUGCACUUUAUCUAUUUAUGAAUUUGUUACCCAUAAUGUGCACCUUGCUUAUCCACUUUUGCAACCUCAUUGUUUUUAGUUUGAUGUUUUAAUUCUGUGUUGUGUUUUUAACCUAUUGUGUAUAUCUUUUAUUGGUUUUUGUUUUUGUUCUUUGAUGUUUUAUAUUUUAUCAUUGUUUGUAUUUUGAUUUUGCUGUAAGCCGCCCUGAGUCCCCUUCAGGGGAGAUGGAGGCGGGAUAUAAAUAUACUUAUUAUUAUUAUUAUUAUUAUUAUUAUUAUUAUUAUUAUUAUUAUUAUGGCAGCCAUCUUGGAUAUUGGGGGAAUGAUACAUUAAUAAGUUGGUCAUCUCGCCCAUCCCCAUCAUAAUUACAAUUAUACUCCUCGACCUUUUGUACUAGAAUCAUAGAAUCAUAGAAUAGUAGAGUUGGAAGAGACCACAUGGGCCAUCUAGUCCAAACCCCUGCUAAGAAGCAGGAAAUCGCAUUCAAAGCACCCCCGACAGAUGGCCAUCCAGCCUCUGCUUAAAACCCUCCAAGGAAGGAGCCUCCACCACGGCCCCGGGGAGAGAGUUCCACUGUCGAACAGCCCUUCUCACAGUGAGGAAGUUCUUCCUGAUGUUCAGGUGGAAUCUCCUUUCCUGUAGUUUGAAGCCAUUGUUCCGUGUCCUAGUCUGCAGGGCAGCAGAAAACAAGCUUGCUCCCUCUUCCCUAUGACUUCCCUUCACGUAUUUGUACAUGGCUAUCAUGUCUCCUCUCAGCCUUCUCUUCUGCAGGCUAAACAUGCCCAGCUCUUUAAGCCGCUCCUCAUAGGGAUUCUUGUUCUCCAGACCCUUAAUCAUUUUAGUCGCCCUCCUCUGGACGCUUUCCAGCUUGUCAACAUCUCCCUUCAACUGUGGUGCCCAAAAUUGGACACAGUAUUCCAGGUGUGGUCUGACCAAGGCAGAAUAGAGGGGGAGCAUAACUUCCCUGGAUCUAGACGCUAUUCCCCUAUUGAUGCAGGCCAGAAUCCCAUUGGCUUUUUUAGCAGCCGCAUCACAUUGUUGGCUCUCACAUGUGAGAGUCGCUCCUUUCCUGAUUACUUGAUAUUAAUUCAGGGCUCCUCCCUACCCGAUGUGAUCUUAAAUGAAUCUAUUGCACUUUAUCUAUUUAAAAUUUGUAACUCAUAAUGUGCACCUUGUUUAUCCGCUAUUGCAACCUCAUUGUUUUUAAUUUGAUGUGUAUAUAUUAUUAUUGGUUUUUAUUAUUAUUCUUUGACGUUUUAUCUUUUAUUUUGUUAUUGUUUUGUAUCAGAUUUUGCUGUAAGCCGCCCUGAGUCCCCUUCGGGGGAGAUGGAGGCGGGAUAUAAAUAAACUUAUUAUUGUGGGGUGGGGUGGCCAGGCAACCACUCCUGAUCAUGGCCUGCUCUGUGCCACUCAGAGGGGCCGGGCUGUGGCGCAGGCUGUUGAGCAACCCGCUGCAACAAAUCACUCUGACCAAGAGGUCAUGAGUUCGAGGCCAGCUCGGAGCCUGCGUUUGUCUCUGUCUUUGUUCUAUGUUAAGGCAUUGAAUGUUUGCCUAUAUGUGUAAUGUGAUCCGCCCUGAGUCCCCUUCAGGGUGAGAAAGAAGGGCGGAAUAUAAAUACUGCAAAUAAAUAAAUAAAUAAAUAAUAUGCUCAAAAAACA
Anolis carolinensis (green anole) is the source of this 6429-nucleotide messenger RNA. RefSeq names its product cocaine esterase-like. The transcript is spliced from 7 exons. Bases 613 to 1980 code for a protein of 455 amino acids. Lineage: Eukaryota; Metazoa; Chordata; Lepidosauria; Squamata; Anolidae. The record is from RefSeq and is a predicted model, not a curated record.